AUGCUUGGGCACUACCUGCUGGCCGCAUUGGCCAGCCUGUUGGUCGCGUCACAAGAAACCUCAGCCGCCUGCAGCAACUGGUCCGCACGCUACCAGACCAAUCUAGCUGGAGUUUGCGUCUGCAAUGCCACCCAGUGCGACACCGUCUCCAACACUUACACCAGCCUCGAAACCGACCAAGUCGGUGUCUACGCCACCUCCAAGGCCGGUGGCCGCUUCGCCUAUAAGGUGGUCAACGUUGACUCGACGGCGGUGAGCAGCCCCACGUACUCCAUCGAUGUGUCGACCCAGUACCAAACCAUGAUCGGCUUCGGCGGCGCCAUCACGGACGCGGCGGCCAUCAACGUCUAUAAGUUGUCGUCGGCGCUGCAGCAAAUGGUGCUGGACCAGUACUUCUCGGAGACGGGUCUGCAGUACACCCUGGGUCGCGUGCCAAUCGGGUCCACGGACUUCUCCACGAGCAUCUACUCGUACAACGAUGUGGUGGACGACUUCGAGAUGGAGCACUUCUCGAUCGCGGUGGACAAGUCGUCGUCUUCGCACAAGAUCGACCUCAUCCAGCGUGCUCUGAACACUUCGUCGCGUGAUGUCAAACUAUUCGCUUCGUCGUGGGCUCCUCCGGCGUGGAUGACGACGAAGAACACGACCAUUAACUGCUCGCUGAAGGGCAGCCCGGGUGAGGAGUAUUGGGAGGCGCUGGCUUUGUAUUACUCCAAGUUCUUCGACGCGUACUCUGAGGAAGGAACGCGACUUCGUGAAGCUGGACUUGGGUCCGAUGAUGGCGAAGAACCACCCCAGCCUGAAGAUUAUCGCCGGAGCCGCCAGAAGUCCGGCAUCUUAGACCGUCUUGCACCAUUUGAAGACGCAGAUGCGCUGAAGUACAUCAGCGGUCUUGGUGUGCACUGGUACCGCGACUUGGACUUCUUCCUAGCCAGCGCGGGCGGCGACUUCGACAAGCUGCUAUCCUUUUACCAGAAGUACCCGGACGUCUUCAUCCUCGCAACGGAGGCUUGCGAGGGGUUCUUGCCGAGCUGGCUCGGCACGGGCUCUGGAGUUUCUCUUACGGACUCCGACAAGAGCUGGUCCCGUGCAGAGAACUACGGCCACGAUAUCAUCGAAGACCUGAACAAUUACGUCGCCGGCUGGACCGACUGGAACCUCGCGCUUGACACGACGGGCGGACCGAAUUGGGCGGAGAACUACGUCGACGCCCCCAUUCUGGUGGACGAGACGAACGGGGCCGAGUUCUACAAACAGCCGAUGUUCUACAUCAUGGGUCACUUCUCCAAGUUCAUUCCUGCUGGCUCCAAGCGCAUUGAGUUCCCCAAGACGAAGACGCUGAAUAGCUUCCACCGCUGCGCGUUCGUGACGCCGGACAACCGCGUGGUGAUCCAGUUCAUGAACCGAGAUAGCUCGGCUGUGACGGUGAGUGUGAAACAGACGGACUCGAAGACGUUCACACUGUCGCUGCCGGCACACUCGAUGCAGACGGUGAUCUUGCCCGCGUCUGAUGAUACCAAGAUCUUGUAG
Messenger RNA from Phytophthora sojae, 1530 nucleotides. Its product is annotated as putative glycoside hydrolase family 30 protein beta-glucosidase/xylosidase. Lineage: Eukaryota; Oomycota; Peronosporomycetes; Peronosporales; Peronosporaceae. Gene Ontology annotation, biological process: glucosylceramide catabolic process. The transcript has 2 exons. Gene Ontology annotation, molecular function: glucosylceramidase activity. The coding region runs from base 1 to 1530 and encodes 509 amino acids. The record is from RefSeq and is a predicted model, not a curated record.